Messenger RNA from Drepanopeziza brunnea f. sp. 'multigermtubi' MB_m1, 1332 nucleotides. The record is from RefSeq and is a predicted model, not a curated record. NCBI's taxonomy places the organism in Eukaryota, Fungi, Ascomycota, Leotiomycetes, Helotiales, Drepanopezizaceae.
AUGUCAGCGCAGGACGACAAGCUCGAGAACGGCAUCGUGGUCGAUACGAGCUCCGAUAAGGCGAUUGACCUUCGUAUUGAUAAUAGCGAGACUGGUACUGCGAGCGCUGCGGGGGGCAGUGCUCGACCGAGACGUGAAGCCCCUGAGUUCAUUCGCAGCAUGGCGCCAGAAGUGAGGGCGGCAACGGAAUUACGAUUGAGGAAGAAGCUCGACCUGAGAAUCAUGCCAAUGAUCGUCCUGAUGUACAUUAUGAACUACUUGGACCGAAACAAUAUUGCAGCCGCCAAGCUGGCAGGUAUCAUUACGGAUCUGAACCUCUCGGAUGUGGAAUUCCAGCCUGGGUGCUUAUAUUACCUCUCCUGCUGGUAUACCCGCAAGGAGCUCGGCUUCCGCACCGCAAUCUUCUACUCUGGCGCCUUGAUCAGUGGCGCCUUCUCCGGCCUCAUUGCAGCCGGCGUCAGAUACAACAUGGACGGCCUUCACGGCCUCCGGGCCUGGCGCUGGCUCUUCAUCAUCGAAGGUGCCGCCACCAUCGGCAUCGCCAUCGCGGCCUUCUUCGUGCUGCCCAACUUCCCCAGGACCACCUCAUGGCUAACAGCCGAAGAGCGAGCGCUGGCAAUCUGGCGUUUGGAGGAAGACAUCGGGGAGGACGACUGGCUCGACAGCGAGCACCAAUCCUUCACGGUCGGCCUGAAACUGGCGUUCUCGGACGUCAAGACCUACGUACUGAUGUUCUUGCUCUUCGGCAUCGUAGCCGCGGGGACGGUCACGAAUUUCUUCCCGACGGUCGUCAAAACCCUCGGCCAGAACGACGUCAACACGCUCCUGCUGACAGCACCCCCCUACGUGCUGGCAGUAAUCACCACCUUCCUCAACAGCUGGCACGCCGACCGCACCGGCGAGCGCUUCUUCCACAUCGCGCUCCCCCUCCUCUUCGCAAUCGCCGCCUACGUCCUCGCGGCAGCCACCACGUCCACCGCGCCCCGCUACGUCGCCAUGAUGCUCAUGGUGCCCGGCGUCUACACCGGCUACGUCGUGGCGCUGGCCUGGAUCUCGAACUCGAUCCCGCGGCCGCCGGCGAAGCGAGCGGCGGCCCUGGCCUUCAUCAACGCCAUCAGCAAUUCGAGUAGUAUCUACGCGAGCUACAUGUAUGGUGCGACUUAUGCGCCGCGCUAUGUCGUGGCGAUGGGGGUGAACUGUGCCAUGGCGAGCAUGGCGAUUCUGGCAGCGGUAGUUCUGAGGGUUAUUUUAGUGAGGCUGAAUCGGAAGCUCGAGCAGGGGAAGUUCGUGGACGGUGCGAUUAAUUCUGGUGGGUUCAAAUAUCGGCUUUAG